This is a messenger RNA of Sander lucioperca (pikeperch), 1767 nucleotides long. RefSeq names its product prostaglandin E synthase 3b (cytosolic) (gene ptges3b). The transcript is spliced from 8 exons. Gene Ontology annotation, molecular function: prostaglandin-E synthase activity; protein-folding chaperone binding; Hsp90 protein binding. Gene Ontology annotation, biological process: protein folding; telomerase holoenzyme complex assembly; chaperone-mediated protein complex assembly. Gene Ontology annotation, cellular component: nucleus; cytosol. Lineage: Eukaryota; Metazoa; Chordata; Actinopteri; Perciformes; Percidae. The coding region runs from base 269 to 760 and encodes 163 amino acids. The record is from RefSeq and is a predicted model, not a curated record.
UUCACAUCACGAUUAUACGGUGCCUCCUCCACAUCACCCGCAGCUGUGGCUGAAAACUCUAGAAACGUCUAGUAGGUACGUACGCUCCAACUGCGUCAGUACUGUCAUUCUCAUCCUGGGAUCCGCAAGAAGAUCCGGAGUAGAGUCCACAGGCUAGAGGCGUUUACAUUGCUUGUUUGUGGACAGCAUCCCUUAUUUUUGCAGGCAUCACCUUUCUUUUCAAGAGACUGUUUUACCUACGAAAAAGAAGCUCACUUCACGUCCAGACAUGCAUCCAGCAACUGCCAAGUGGUACGAUAGGAGGGACGCCGUUUUUAUAGAGUUCUGUGUAGCAGACAGCAAAGACCUUAAAAUCAAUUUUGAUAAAGCAAAGUGUGGUUUCAGUUGUGUUGGAGGAACAGACAAUGUCAAACAUGAGAAUGAAAUAGACCUUUUUGAAGCCAUCGAUGAAAAUGAAUCCAAACAUAAACGCACAGAUCGCUCAGUGUUGUGCUAUUUACGAAAAGCACAGCCAGGGAAGCCAUGGCCGAGGCUAACAAAAGAGAAGGCUAAGCUGAGUUGGCUCAGUGUCGACUUCAACAACUGGAAAGACUGGGAGGAUGACUCGGAUGAGGAGAUGGGCAACUUCGAUCAAUUCUCAGAUAUGAUGAACAACAUGGGAGGGGAGGAUGACCUGCCUGAUCUAGACGGUGCAGAUGAUGGUGCAGAUGAUGAUGAGUCUGCAGAUAGCGAUGAUGAGAAAAUGCCAGAUUUGGAAUAGAAGACUGUAAGACUCUGGAAAGAAAAUGGAAGAACAUAGGGCAAGAGGAAUCAUAACAAAUGUAUAUCUUGAAAUUGAAGGCAGUGACCAACAACUGUACAUAUGAGUCAGUAGCCAUAUUUAAAUCCAUAGCCUCAGCUCAAAACUCUCGACUGAUCAGUACACUGAAGAUUGAUAUGCAUGGUAUUGUACAGAGCAGCUAUCUCCACUUCCAUUUGCUGUACUGCACCUUUUUGGGUAUCUUGUUUUACUGUUAAAUAUUACAAGUAAGCACACAUUAUUUGUUGGAAAAGCUGUCUAGUUGUCCUAAACUGAGCAAUACGUGUUAACAGGUUUACAAUUUGUUUUCAAAUAAAUUGUGGUUUAAAAUGAUUAGGCCCACCCAUUCCCAAUGUUGUGGUUUUCAGUAAGUCGACCGGUGUAGUUUCUCUUGAUUUAAAAAGACACUAGCUAUGUACAUCAUACAAAUUGGAUGCAUUUACUGAUUGGGUUCCUCUAAAGCCUUCCAUGUCCCGUGAAUUGGAUAUCCAGGGAGCCAGUCUUUUGUUUCUGUGGCUUAACCUUCCAGCCUACAUGUUUCCCUUUACUUGUUUUAAUGUUUAUAAAAUUGGAAUAUUCUGAAAUCAUUGCAGCAUCUUCCCAGUUUAUAACCUACUUUGUUAAUCUGAAUGGAUUCUACAUAUUUAGUAUCUUUACAGUUCCUCUCUCCAUACCCUCCUAACAUGCACACUCAUGUUAAACUGCAGAAGUAAGGUGAAAUGUUUUGCAACUGAUACCGUGGCUUGAAGCUUGGUUGGUCCUUAGCAUCAUGUGGUUUGUUGCUAUUCCCCAAGUUAUUUCCGUUUGUUCUUCUAGAAUGAUCCCCCUCUCGCUGAGGGCUUGUUGAACGAUAUGGUGACGUGUAAUGACCAAAUUACAUUUGCACUGUCAAUAAAAUGUAAGGGGAGACCAAUGUUGAAUUUUUUUUUUUAUUGUCUACAUCUUUCUAAUAAACUGUUUAAGAAUCA